This is a messenger RNA of Camellia sinensis, 1807 nucleotides long. RefSeq lists its product as uncharacterized. NCBI's taxonomy places the organism in Eukaryota, Viridiplantae, Streptophyta, Magnoliopsida, Ericales, Theaceae. The record is from RefSeq and is a predicted model, not a curated record.
CAAAUUUGACACGUGUUCCAAUUUUCUUCGCGGAGAGAGCGAGAGCGAGAGCGAGAGAAAGGAUAGGAAAAUCACAGAAGAGAGAAAAAAGGAAAAAAAAGUUUGGAAGAAGAGAUUGCGUCAAUCCUCCGCUAAUUCAUUCAAAAACUAUCUCUCUCUCUACCAGCCAGCCAUUACAUGCAAUCGAAUUGAAUUCAACAAGCUCCUCCAUUGCUAUUUGUGAAUUUCGUAAAUUGAAUUGAAUAAUUUUGUGAGAAAAUCGAAAUAGACAAUUGGAUUUUGGGAAUCAAUCAAAGGGAAUCAAUCAAAGAAGAACGAUGGAAAAAGGCGAUUCAGCAGCAGUAGCGGCUGUAAUGCUUACAUCGGGAGCUAGCGGACGAGUGAAUGCGUUGUUUUCGAUGCGAGUUGUGAAUAGUUUGUUAAUUCUGAUCAAUGCGAUCGUCAUGCUCUUCCUCUUACCAUUCCGUGGUCGAAAGCGUUCCGUUUCAACCGCUGCAUUGUUGCAGGAUGACAAACAGGAUCAGAGGAAGUUGCCGCCGGUGCUGCUGCGAGUGCCGCCCAAUGUUCCGUGGAAGAGCAGCUCCGUGGUCGACCAGGACGUGGCUGCCAGGAGAGCGCUCGCGAUUCGGAGGGUGAUGCAGGCCAAUCAUGAAAACUCGCUUAGGGAAUUUUCUCUGUUCGUUACAUCCAGAGGGGAGACCAUGUUUACUCAAUCGUGGACCCUUGUUUCUAAACAAAUCAGGGGACUUGUGGUUGUUUUGCAUGGCCUGAAUGAACACGGUGACAGGUAUGGUGAGUUCGCAAAGGAGCUGAACGCAAAUGGAUUCAAGGUCUACGCAAUGGAUUGGACUGGACACGGUGGAAGUGAUGGGCUGCAUGCAUAUGUUCACUCUCUUGAUGAAGCUGUUGCGGACACGAAAUCAUUUAUUGGAAAAGUUGUAGCUGAAAAUCCUGGACUUCCAUGUUUUUGCUUUGGGCAUUCCACUGGUGGAGCCAUAAUCCUUAAGGCAGUACUGGACCCAAAUAUUGAAGCCUGCAUUGCUGGUGUUGUGCUCACUUCCCCUGCAGUAGGAGUUCAACCAUCCCAUCCAAUUUUUACAGUACUUGCCCCAGUUUUCUCCUGGUUGUUUCCAAGAUUGCAAUUAAGAGCUGCAAACAAGCAGGGAAUGGUGGUUUGUCGGGAUCCAGAAGCACUGGUGGCAAAGUAUUCGGAUCCACUGGUUUAUACCGGAUCCAUCAGGAUAAGGACUGGUUAUGAGAUUCUCCGAAUCACGACAUACUUGCAGCAGAAUCUGAGAAGAUUGAAAGUGCCAUUUCUAGUUCUCCAUGGUACCACUGACACGAUUACUGACCCGGAGGCUUCUAAAAAACUAUAUGAAGAAGCCUCCUCAACUGACAAAACCAUCAAACUGCUUCAAGGAUGCUUGCAUGAUCUACUAUUUGAACCCGAACGAGAAAUGAUCGUGGAAACCAUUAUUGAUUGGUUGAAUUGUAGAGUCUAUUAAGGUUAUUGGCUGAGUCGUGCUCGACUGUGCUCAUGUGGGGAGAGAGAGAGAGACGCCAACCACCAAUCCAGCUUUCUGUGCGAUUUGGGGUAGCAUUAGCAAGUUCAAUUUUGGGCUAAUGACCACUUUUUGAAGCUUUGCUAGCGACUUGUAUCUGUAUGAAUAAAGUAUGAUAAUUUUUUGCUGAAACUUUGACACGACGCAGCACCAUCUAUAUUUGUAUGAUGAUUCUGUGUGUAAGUGUAUUAUUUUCCAAAUUUUCACUCUUCUUAAUCUGAUCAGUCUUUUUUACCUUUGCUCAA